AUGGAGGAAGAAAAGAAGGAUGAUCCGCCACCGGUUAAAAGGUAUAGACGUGAAGAAAAGUCAUCAGAAUCUGAGGAAGACCUGGAUAACUAUGAACCCUAUGUUCCCGUGAAGGAGCGUAAAAAACAACAGCUAUUGAAGCUUGGAAGAAUCGGACAACUCGCUGCAGAGGCUGCUGCAGAGCCUAAGAGCUCCAGUGAUAAUGAUCCUGAUGAUGAGACAUCUCAAGAAGAAUGGGGUCGUCGUUAUAAUGUGUCCCUGCUAGACCAGCACUCUGAACUGAAGAGACUAGCGGAGGCCAGGGCCCUGUCUGCAGCGGAGCGGCAGGCGAGGGAGGAAGAACAUAUAUUGGAAAGUGUUGCACAGAGCAAGGCUUUGAUGGGAGUCGCGGAAUUGGCUAAAGGUAUUCAAUACGAGGAACCAAUAAAGACAUCAUGGCGUCCGCCACGCUGUAUCUUAGAGUUACCGGAGGAACGACACGAGAGGGUCCGGAGACAGCUUAGGAUACUAGUGGAGGGUGAUGAUGUACCGCCUCCCAUUAGAACGUUCCAGCAUAUGAAGUUUCCUAAAGGAAUCCUUCGAGGCUUAGAAGCUAAAGGCAUAAAGAAACCGACACCAAUUCAAGUGCAAGGCAUCCCAGCAGUGCUCAGCGGUCGAGACAUGAUAGGCAUAGCAUUCACCGGGUCUGGCAAAACUCUAGUGUUCACACUACCUAUCAUCAUGAUGUGUUUGGAACAGGAAAUCAAGAUGCCGUUCAUCAAAAACGAAGGACCAUACGGUCUAAUAAUAUGUCCGUCACGAGAACUGGCGAAACAAACACACGACAUCAUACAGCAUUUCGUGAAGCAACUGAAAUUGUGCGGAAAUCCUGAAAUACGAAGCUGUUUGGCUAUUGGAGGCGUGGCUGUAUCGGAAUGUAUGGAAGUUGUACAGCGCGGCGUUCAUAUAAUGGUUGCAACGCCGGGUCGACUUAUGGACAUGCUUGAUAAGAAAAUGGUACGUCUAAACGUGUGUCGGUAUCUGUGCAUGGACGAGGCGGACAGGAUGAUAGAUAUGGGGUUUGAGGAGGACGUCCGAACUAUAUUCUCAUACUUCGCUGGGCAACGACAGACUUUACUAUUCAGCGCUACUAUGCCGCGGAAGAUUCAGAAUUUCGCCAGAUCUGCCCUAGUGAAACCAGUCACGGUGAACGUAGGCCGAGCUGGUGCAGCAUCACUCAACGUGCGCCAAGAAUUAGAACCAGUAAAGGCUGAAGCUAGGACUGUACACUUACUUCAAUGUCUUCAGAAAACACCACCACCAGUAUUGGUAUUUGCUGAGAGAAAGCAAGAUGUGGAUGCUAUCCACGAGUAUCUACUGCUAAAAGGAGUGGAAGCAGUUGCCAUACACGGUGGAAAGGAUCAAGAAGAGAGGUCGCGCGCUGUGGAAGCGUUCAGAAGAGGAGAAAAAGAUGUUCUUGUAGCUACUGACGUGGCUAGCAAAGGUCUUGACUUCGCGAAUAUACAACACGUCAUUAACUACGAUAUGCCUGAGGACAUAGAGAACUAUGUCCAUCGCAUCGGACGUACGGGCAGAGCCGGGGGCGAAGGCGUAGCUACCACGUUACUCGGCAGGGCGGCUGACGACAGCGUGUUGAGAGAUUUAGCGCAUCUGUUGAGAGAGGCUCAGCAGAAGGUACCAUCAUUCCUAUUGGAUAUGAUAGGCGAGCCAGACGUCCCAGUGCCUGACGGACAGGGAUGUUCGUACUGUGGCGGUCUGGGACAUAGAAUUACAGAAUGUCCGAAACUGGAGGCUGUACAAAACAAGCAAGCUUCGAAUAUCGGAAGAAGGGACUAUUUGGCGAAUACUGCCGCUGACUAUUAA
Spodoptera littoralis (African cotton leafworm) is the source of this 1863-nucleotide messenger RNA. The record is from the annotation of a GenBank genome assembly. NCBI's taxonomy places the organism in Eukaryota, Metazoa, Arthropoda, Insecta, Lepidoptera, Noctuidae.